UUAAAUAUGGGGUGAAGAUUCCUGCAGCUUAACACAAACAUUUCUCAUCAGUGUGAGAGUUGCGCUCCAGCACGUCGUGAUGAGUUGGGCCAUCAGCACUCUGGCUGUCGGGAUUGUCACACUUUUGAUUUUCCAGAGGAAGUUUUACCCUUACUUUUGGGAUGAUUUAAUGUAUUACGUUAAAGUUCGGAGAGUGGGGAGGGCGAUGAUGGCCAGGAUGAAGCGCGGGGUUGUCACAUAUCUCCAGUGCUUUGAGCUUCAAGCCUCAAACAUCCCGGAUAAGCCUUUCAUUGUUUUUGAAGAGCAGACUCUCACGUAUAGAGACGUGGAUGUGCGGAGUAACAAAUUAGCAAACGUCUUGAAAUCUCACCGUGGUCUGAAACACGGUGACAUUGUGGCGCUUCUGAUGAAUAAUGAGGCGGAUUUCAUCUGCGUUUGGCUCGGACUUUGUAAACUGGGCUGUGAGGUCGCGUUUCUCAACUUCAACAUCAAAUCUCAGUCAUUGCAGCACUGUUUGGACAGCUGUGGAGCUAAAACGCUCGUUAUUGGUUCAGACUUGGUAAAAUCUCUGGAUGAGGUCCUGCUGAUGCUGACAAAGGGUGGAAUUGAAAUUUGGGUGGCAUCAGAGAGCUCCUCACACCAGAAUGUCAAGACGCUAUUGGACAAGCUGGACUCGACCUCUCCUGAGAAGCCUGAGGUUGAUGUCUCUCAGCCAAACCUCAUGUCCAACUUCCUGUUUAUCUUCACAUCUGGCACUACAGGACUACCUAAAGCUGCUCGAAUCAGUCAUAUCAAAGCUGUGAUGUGUAUGGCCUUCCUCCGUUUGUGUGGUGCUUGUGCUGAUGAUAAAAUUUAUCUGACGUUGCCGCUCUACCACAUGUCUGCAUCUUUGCUUGGCAUUGGUGGCUGCAUUGAACUCGGGGCAACGUGUGUUUUGAAGAGGAAGUUCUCUGCCAGUCAGUUUUGGAAGGACUGCCUGAAGUAUGAUAUAACUGUGUUUCAGUAUAUUGGAGAACUCUGUCGAUAUUUGGUCAAUCAACCCAAGACUGCAGAGGAAGUGGCUCAUAAUGUUCGCCUCGCAGCAGGAAGUGGACUUAGGGCUGAUGUUUGGAAGGAGUUUAUCAGAAGAUUUGGAAAAAUCCAAAUCCGUGAAGCUUAUGGCUUGACUGAAGCCAGUAUUGGCUUUGUAAAUUACACAGAUGAAAUUGGACCGAUUGGGCGAGCCAGUUAUUUUAAUAAGCUUAAUCUGCCUUUUGAAUUUUUAAAAUGUGAUCCACAAACAUAUGAACCCCUAAGGACCGACACCGGACACUGCAUGAAAGUGAGUAAAGGGGAAGCAGGGUUACUGGUGGCUCCAGUAAUCUUCAUCAACCCUUUCCUGGGUUAUGCGGGUGAUAAAGCCAUGUCAGAAAAAAAACUGCUGAGGGACGUCUUUAAGACAGGAGAUGUGUAUUUCAACACAGGAGACCUGAUGCUUCAGGACCACAGAGAUUUCGUCUACUUCAAGGACAGAAUUGGGGACACAUUCAGAUGGAAAGGGGAAAACGUCUCUACCACAGAGGUUUCUGAAGUGUUGGGCAGUCUGGACUUCCUGUUGGAUGUCAAUGUGUAUGGUGUCACUGUGCCAGGUUAUGAGGGUCGAGCUGGAAUGGCCGCUGUUGUGUUGAAAGAUUCUCAUGGAUUGGACGGAGAGAGGAUCUACAGUCAUCUGCUCAACACUCUUCCUCCUUACGCAUGGCCAUGGUUUCUAAGAAUUCAGACUUCCUUAGACAUGACGGAUACAUUCAAGCAACAGAAGGGAAAACUGGUAAAUCAAGGCUUCAGUCCAGAUACUGUCCAAAAGCCAGUCUACUUGCUUGAUACUUUGCAGAAAACCUACAUCCCCCUCACAGCUCAACUUUAUGAUGACAUUGUAUCUGGCAAGAUGAGGCUUUAGGUGCAUUACGGGCAUUGUGGUGAGAAUCUGGUCACAUUGCCAGAUUACACAUCCUACAGUUACUGGAAGUUAUCCCUGUUUUUGUAUACUGCACAUACAAAUGGAAAUCCAUAUGUGCAGUACAAUUACAGUGAAAUUUAUGUGGCAUUUUAGAUGCUGGUUUGUUUUUAGUGUUUUAAUUACAUAGUUCAGUAGGUGUUGAUAGGAUGUUUAGCCCAAACUGGAAUGACCAUUUCUUUGACAUCACAACAGAUAAUGAACUAAUAUAAUUUAAUAAUUAUUUAAUAUUUUAUAAUAUAGUUAUUACUAUUAGCAUGUUCUGAGGACUUUUUUCAACUUGUAACUUUUCACUUGUCUUAUUAUUAACCGUAAAGCACAGAAAGAGUUUUAUAUUUAUUUAUAAGAAUAUAACAGCAGCUUAAUAAAUGUUUUCUGCUUGGUGAUUAUGUAAAUUCAUGAAUAGAAACUAAAACCUAUGAUUGCUUACAGAUCAUCCAUGGGAUAUUUAUGUUAAUGCUUUUAUUUCAGAGAAGGUUUAAAUUGGUUUCGCCAUUUCAUUUAUAUUGAACUGCAUAUACAGUGCUUCUGAAAAGUAUUCAUAGCGCUUCCAAAAUAGAUAAAUUCAUUUUUUCCCUUAAUUCUACACACAAUACCCCAUAAUGACAAUGUGAAAAAUUUGUUUUUUUCGUAAUUGUUGCAAAUUUAUUAAAAAUGAAUAGCCUGAAAAAUCACAUGUACACAAGUAUUCACAGCCUUUGCUCAAUACUUUGUUGAUGCACCUUUGGUAGCAAUAACAGCCUCAAGACUUUUUGAAUAUGAUGCCACAAGCUUGGCACACCUGUCUUUGGGAAUUUUGGCCCAUUCCUCUUUGCAGUACCUCUCAAGCUCAAUCAGGUUAGAUGGGAAGCCACGGUGUACAGCCAUUUUCAGAUCUCUCCAGAGAUGUUCAAUAGGAUUUAGGUCUGGGCUCUGUCUGGGCCACUCAUGGACAUUCACUGAGUUGUUGUUAAGCCACUCCAUUGAUAUUUUGGCAGUGUGGUUUGGGUCGUUGUCCUGCUGGAAGAUGAGCCUGUCACCCCAGUCUGAGGUCAGGAGCACUCUAAAGCAGGUUUUUAUUCAGGAUGUCUCUUCAGGAUUCAUCUUUCCCUCUAUCCUGACUAGUCUUCCAGUUCCUGCUGCUGAAAAACAUCCCCACAGCAUGAUGCUGCCACCACCAUGCUUCACUGUAGGGAUGGGAUUAGGGAUGGUACCUCCCUGACUAAGGCCUUACUCCCCCGAUCACUCAGCUUAGAUGGAGCUUUCAGAGCAGCAGAACUUUUUCUGUAACCUUCCCCAGCCUUGUGCCUCGAGCCAAUCCUGUCUCAGAGGUCUACAGACAAUUCCUAUGUCUUCAUGUUUGGUUUGUGCUUUGCCAUGCACUGUCAACCCUGGGACCUUAUAUAGACAGGUGUAUGCCUUUUCAAAUCAUGUCCAGUUAGCUAAAUUUACCACAGGUGAACUCCAAUUAAGCUGCUGAAACAUCUCAAGAAUGAUCAGUGGAAACAGAAUGUACCUGAGCUCAAUUAAGAGCUUCACGGCGAAGGCUGUGAAUACUUAUGUACAUGUGAUUUUUCAGGUUUUAUUUUUAAUAAAUUUGCAACAAUUUCAAAAACUUUAUUUUCACAUUGUUAUUAUGGGGUAUUGUGUGUAGAGUUUUGAAUAAAUAAAUGAAUUUAAUUAAUUUUGGAAUAAGCUGUAACAUAAAAAAAUGUGGAAAAAGUGAAGCGCUUUGAAUACCUUCCAGAUGCACUGUAUAUGUUAUGCAAUGAAAUUUGUGUAGUUGGACAGUAUAAUAUUUUUAUAUUAUAAAUGGGUCUGUUCAUUCUGUCUGCUGUUUGUUUGACUAUGUAGUGCUGGUCACUGGAAAUCCUAAAGGAUUAUUCUGGUAUUUUUGAUAAUGCAUAACAAAAGUGUGAUUGUUAUUCUUUUGUCAGCAUCUCACUUACAUUGUAAUAAAGCUUUUUGAUUAUUAUUGUUCACUUGUUUAGAUUUAAGCUGUUUCUGUUCACUUGUUUAAGAGCAGCAAUGCUUAGAAACUUGGAUUUCCUCUACAUAUAAUGUUAAAGUGAUAGUCCAUCCAAAAAUCCUCAAGUUAUUCCAAACAUUUAUGAGUUUCUUUCUUUAAUUGAACACAAGUUAUUUUGAAGACAUAUAACCAUUCACUUCCACAGUAUUUGUUUUCUUACAAUGGAGGGCGAUGGUUACAGGUUUCUUUUGUGUUUAAUAGAGAAAACUUGGGGUGAAUAAAAUAGGAUAAUUUUCAUUUUUGAGGGAACUAUCACUUUAAAUGUCAUUACGUUUAUUAAAAACUUGCAAAGGCUGUUGCAAACCACAAGGGGGCAGUGACAAUCUUGCACAUGUAUAAAUGUUGAUUAAACAAGUAAGUGAUAUAUAGCCUAAUAAAUA
Messenger RNA from Danio aesculapii, 4381 nucleotides. RefSeq names its product long-chain fatty acid transport protein 6. Gene Ontology annotation, molecular function: long-chain fatty acid-CoA ligase activity; long-chain fatty acid transmembrane transporter activity. The transcript has 10 exons. The record is from RefSeq and is a predicted model, not a curated record. NCBI's taxonomy places the organism in Eukaryota, Metazoa, Chordata, Actinopteri, Cypriniformes, Danionidae. Bases 80 to 1936 code for a protein of 618 amino acids.